Molecule: messenger RNA, 1614 nt
Organism: Macrobrachium nipponense
Lineage: Eukaryota; Metazoa; Arthropoda; Malacostraca; Decapoda; Palaemonidae
Exons: 1
Coding region: 1-1614 (537 amino acids)
Biological process (GO): DNA integration
Molecular function (GO): nucleic acid binding
Source: RefSeq, a predicted model, not a curated record
AUGCAGCGUCAAGCUUUUCCAACGCUAUAUUAUGCGUUGACUAAUGGGUUACAAACCAGUUCUAGUGUUCCCUCUGAGUUAAGGAAUCUUAUCAGACAAUUAGGACUUUAUGUUGAUAAAAGUGGUGUCAUUCGGUGCCAAGGAAGACUUCAUAAUGCAGAAUUGCCAGAAUUCGCUAAGCAUCCAGUAUACGUCGCCAGCCGACACCCCUUAUGGCAACUUAUAGUGUCUCAUUAUCACAUACUCAACUUGCACUGCAACACGAAUACACUUGUGGUUAUAUUGAGACAACAGUUUUGGGCUGGAAAAAUGAGACAGUCCGUUAAGAAGAUCCUGAAAGAGUGCUUAUUGUGUAAGAAAGCACAAAAUCAACCUCUAAGUCUGCCUGGAUUUCCCCCGUUACCACCCGAACGAGUUAAGCAUCAAGUCCCUUUUUCCUGUGUUGGCGUCGACUAUACGGGAAACAUUAAUGUGGCUGAAAAUGAAGCUGAGAACGAGAAGGCGUAUGUCUUGUUUUGUUUUACAUGCGCUACGUCAAGAGCGGUUGCCCUAUAUGUGUGCAAAUCCAUGAAUGCACAAGAAUUCCUCUUUGUUUUUAGACAAUUCGCGGCAAGACACGGACUUCCGAGAGUUUUAAUAAGUGAUAAUGCGCCAAACUUCAUUGCAGCCAGUAAGUUUCUAAGAGAUAUCAGCGAAGAGCCCGAAGUAAGAAAUUAUCUGACGGAUCAUAAUUUAGAAUGGAAGUUCAUAACACCCCGAUCGCCUUGGAAAGGCGGCUUUUACGAGAGACUGAUCGGAGUGGUGAAAUCGUGCUUACAAAGGGCCGUGUACAGAAAAAGAGUUUCGUUUAUAGAACUCAAUACCAUCGUCGCUGAAGCCGAGAACAUCAUCAAUAACAGGCCACUAACAUAUGUCAACGAAGAUAACGCCGACAUCGCGCUCACCCCUGCUAGACUCUUAUACGGCAGAGCUAUUACAAUGGCUCCUCCUUUGAACAAGUUCGUCGACGUACCUUUCAAUGAGAACGUCGAAUUGAGGGAGAACUAUGCAAGACUGUGUGAGACGAUAAGAAAGUUUGAGAAAUUGUGGCUACUUGACUAUUUGUCUUCUCUUAGAGAGAGGCACAGAAACAUCGAGUCUUCAACCAUCUGUCCAUUAAGCAUAGGAGAUUUGGUCCUUAUAGUAAAUGAUAAUUGUAAAAGACACAAGUACCCUUUGGGAAUCAUCGAGAAACUCCACGCAGGUCCUGAUAAUGUUAUAAGGACAGUCGAGAUAAAAACAGCAAGUGGAAAUUUUACAAGACCAUUGAAUCAAGUCAUUCCACUCGAAUGUAAUGUCAGAGAGGAAUCAACAACAGAAAGCGGACAGAAUGAAGUAGGCGAGACCAGCGAGGCCUCAAACGAGGCUAGUCAUAUAAACAUGACAACAAAGAAGACGAUGGAGAGGGCCGAAACCAAGGACGUAGGAGACGGCCUAGAGAGUGUUGCAGAGGAUGACCCUACGACCUCAACAGGUUCCCCACCACCAGUGAUGUCUGAUCGUCGGCCCAUGAGAAGAACUGCUGCUAAGGCCGACGAACAAAGAAAACAGUUGAUUCGAGAAGGAGCGUUAUAA